Messenger RNA from Mustela lutreola (European mink), 1547 nucleotides. RefSeq names its product VAMP associated protein A (gene VAPA). Gene Ontology annotation, biological process: neuron projection development. Gene Ontology annotation, cellular component: endoplasmic reticulum membrane; plasma membrane. The transcript is spliced from 7 exons. Lineage: Eukaryota; Metazoa; Chordata; Mammalia; Carnivora; Mustelidae. Bases 56 to 940 code for a protein of 294 amino acids. The record is from RefSeq and is a predicted model, not a curated record. Gene Ontology annotation, molecular function: FFAT motif binding.
CCCCAGCCAGCAAACCGCCGCCGCGGGCGCGCCCCCGCUCUGCGCUGUCUCUCCGAUGGCGUCCGCCUCCGGGGCCAUGGCGAAGCACGAGCAGAUCCUGGUCCUCGACCCGCCCACAGACCUCAAAUUCAAAGGCCCCUUCACAGAUGUAGUCACUACAAAUCUUAAGUUGCGAAAUCCAUCUGAUAGAAAAGUGUGUUUCAAAGUGAAGACUACAGCACCUCGUCGGUACUGCGUGAGGCCCAACAGUGGAAUUAUUGACCCAGGGUUGACUGUGACUGUUUCAGUAAUGCUACAGCCUUUUGACUAUGAUCCCAAUGAGAAGAGUAAACAUAAGUUUAUGGUACAGACAAUUUUUGCUCCACCAAACACUUCAGAUAUGGAAGCUGUGUGGAAAGAGGCAAAACCUGAUGAAUUAAUGGAUUCUAAAUUGAGAUGUGUAUUUGAAAUGCCCAAUGAAAAUGAUAAAUUGGGUAUAACUCCACCAGGGACUUCUCCAGCUGUCACUUCAAUAAGCAGCAUCAACAACACAGUUCCAACAACUGGCAGUUUUAAUACGAAGAAUGAUCCCAGGGGACUCAGUGUGUUCAAACAGGAGAAGCAGAAGAAUGAUCUGGAACCUAGCAAAACUGUUCCACUGAAUGCCUCUAAACAAGAUGGACCCAUGCCAAAACCACAUAGUGUUUCACUCAACGAUACCGAAACAAGGAAACUCAUGGAAGAAUGUAAAAGACUUCAGGGAGAAAUGAUGAAACUAUCAGAAGAAAAUCGACACCUGAGAGAUGAAGGCUUAAGGCUCAGAAAGGUAGCACAUUCGGAUAAACCUGGAUCAACCUCAGCUGCAUCCUUCAGAGAUAAUGUCGCCAGUCCUCUUCCUUCCCUUCUUGUCGUAAUUGCAGCCAUUUUCAUCGGGUUCUUUCUAGGGAAGUUCAUCUUGUAGAGUGAAGCAUGCAGAGUGCUAUUUCUUUUUUUUUCUCUUGACCAGAAAAAGAUUUGUUUACCUACCAUUUCAUUGGUAGUAUGGCCCACGGUGACCAUUUUUUUUUGUGUGUACAGCGUCAUAUAGGCUUUGCCUUUAAUGAUCUCUUACGGUUAGAAAACACAAUAAAAUAAACUGUUCGGCUCCUGGACAAAUUGUAUAUUACCAGAUCAUCACUAGCAGAUGUCAGUUGCACAUUCAGUCCUUUAUGAAAUUCAUAAAUAAAGAAUUGUUCUUUCUUUGUGGUUUUAAUAAGAGUUCAAGAAUUGUUCAGAGUCUUGUAAAUGUUAUUUUAAUAAUCCCUUUAAAUUUUAUCUGUUGCUGUUUCCUCUUGAAAUAUGAUUUAUUUAGAUUGCUAAUCCCACUCAUUCAGGAAAUGCCAAGAGGUAUUCUGUGGGGAAAUGGUGCCUCUUACAGUGUAAAUUUUCUCCUUUACCUUUGCUAAUAUCAUGGCAGAAUUUUUCUUAUCCCUUGUGAGGCAGUUGACUGAGUUUUUCAUCCUUACAAUCCUGUCCCAUGGUAUUUAACAUAAAAAAAAAAAUAAAACUGUUAACAGAUUCUUGCUCGA